UACCGACCGCAGUUUGCUGAGUGGCGGUAGCCCUUCUGUGCAUGUGGGGAGAAAGGGGUUAAGCGUACAUUUGGAAAGACCCUGUCGGGGCAUAUAAAUCCGCUCUUACCCAAACAAUCCGGUGGCCUGCGCUAUCACUACACCGGCAGUAAUGCAGCCUUCUCCGUUGUCUCUACAACGGCACACAGAAACGCGUCGGUAACCGAGAGAUACGGCAGACCAGCGGAGUCUGCCGCCGGGGCCCCUUCUCCUUCCUCACCGCUGCCUCCUCCUGACCCGACAUGCGAGGAUGUACAGGAAGAUAAGGAGUAGCAAAGGUCGAGCGGUGAGCCGGAUCGAUGCUCCUGUGGGCGAUGAAGUAGACUCAGCAAGCAGCGUGUAGUUCGCAUGAACAGGCGGGACUGGGCUCGGCUUCUCGGUGGCUUCCAGAGGCUCUCAGGAUGAGGAAACCCAAAGUGAUCCGGAUGGUUUUUGCCUUGUGUCUGGGAUGUUUCAUCAUGGUCAUAUUCUACUUUAACAGCAGUCUGAAGCCAGCCUCAGAGACAGUGGGGGAACGCAGCGGUGGGCAGAAGUCGAGAAGGAGUCCUCUACAGACGCUGUAUGACGGCGAUCAGGUUGAGUCAGCAGUACAGGCGAUCCAUCAGGGAAGACGAGAGCUGUUAGAAGAAGCUUGUCGCUCCCACACCCGCAAACGCAGAGUCCUCAUCCCCGAGGACCUGAAGCACGUCAUCGUGGACGACCAGCACGGCUUGCUGUACUGCUAUGUCCCCAAAGUGGCUUGCACCAACUGGAAGCGGGUGCUCAUGGUUCUGACAGGCGUUGCUGGGUCCAACAGUGACCCCCUGGCAAUCCCUGCCAAUGAGGCCCACAUCCCAGGAAACCUCCGCACACUUUCCGAGUACUCCACGUCCCAGAUUAACCAGCGGCUGCGCUCAUACCUGAAGUUCGUCUUCGUACGCGAGCCCUUUGAGCGGCUGGUGUCCGCGUACCGCAACAAAUUCACACGGAGCUACAACACAGCCUUUCAUAAACGAUACGGCACAAAGAUAGUGAGGCGGCACAGGCCUGACCCACAGCCGGAAGCUCUGGAGAGAGGAAAUGACGUCUCUUUCGAAGAGUUUGUCUAUUACCUCGUGGAUCCGGCCACCCAGCGAGAAGAGCCCUUCAACGAGCACUGGGAGCGGGUGCACUCGCUGUGCCACCCCUGCCUCAUCCACUACGAUGUGGUGGGGAAAUACGAGACGCUGGAGCAGGACUCCCGCUACGUGCUGCAGCUGGCCGGGGUGGAGGACCAAGUUAGUUUCCCUGCCUCGUCCAAGAGCACCAGGACUACAGGAGACAUGGCUGCCCAGUUCUUCCACAGCAUCAGCCCUUUCUAUCAGAAGAAGCUAUACAAUCUGUAUCGGAUGGACUUCCUGCUUUUCAACUACUCAGUGCCAGCCUACCUCAAGUUUAGAUGAGGCUGGAUUUCACUCACCCACAGAAAGUAAACUGCAGAGCCUGGACACUUGUAGAAGAAGCUCCUCACAAACAUUGCAAGUACUGUUUUAACAGAAAGAAGAGCAGUCCGUAUCAGAGCUCCAAAGAAAAAUUCUUUUUUUUAGAGACAGAACAUUGGGAUGGAGAACUCUUGAAGGAACCACAAGAUCCAAGUUGUUGCCUAAAAAAAGGCAAAUUAUAUUGUACUGUAGAUGUUGAGCAAAUGGAUGUUGCUCAUUGCCUUUGAAUGUGUGAAACAGGGUUGGGCGAUAUGUUGAAAUUUCCCAACCAGUCCAUCGUCAGUCCAACAACUGCACUGCUGAUAUAUUUGGAUGUAAUCAUGAAAGAGCUAUUUGUGAUUCUUUUGGCUGUAAAAGUGUAAAAGAGGUCUAAUUCAUCAUCAUAGCUGAUCACCCUAACCCUACAUUUUUGAGAAGGGCAAAACUGGCUUUUUUUUUUUGGAGAAAAUUAAAUGGAUUUUGAUGUGUCAGUCAAAAUUAAUUUCGUUGUCCCCUGAUUGCCAAUUCUAGGGGGAACAAUUUAAUAAAAACAAAGCGCAUAUACUCAGAUUGCCUCGAUUUAGGUUUAGGUUAGUUUAGACGUCAGAUGGUUAAACUGGACGAACCAAAGGAUCUAAAUCAAGCAGUGAGAUAAAGUGUGGUCCAGGCUGUAGAAACAGCAGGGUAGCAUGCUUGCUAACUGAUUAGGGUCCCCAGCUGCACGUAUAGAUUUUGGUCUACUUCUUUAAUAUAAUUUAUUAAUAUAAACGUUUCUGUUCUGUAUCAAUCAAUCCAACAGCAGCCACUAAAAAAUGGCAAAAAAUGACUAGCCUGUUUCGGAAAAUACAGAAAUGAGUGCAUAAACUAUCAUUUCCUGUGUAUGUACAAUGUGAAUUGAGCUUUACAGUUUAGACUAAUCUGUACAUUAAUGAUUUCUGCAUAUGUGCACAAGAUUGUUGGAACCUGAAGCUUUCUGGUUUUCAGGUGAGCAGCAUGUGAUUACAUGCAGGAUGAGGAGAGUGGGGGGGAAAAAAGGGAACACAUUUACCGAAGUGCCAAACUCCAAACUAUUUGCUUUUGUUGGACAAUAAUUUUUAUCUGUUUGAAAAUAUUAGCCAGUCUUGUCCAAAGCCCCAGAGAACUCAUUGGAUAGUAGGUCAGUCCCAGUGUGUCCAAUCGCCCAACCCUAGCAUGAAAUAUUUUAGGCUUCAUUUUAUUCUGGUUGUGGUCUGCUGUUUUUGAAAAGUGUAUUUGCACGACAGAUGUUAUUGUUGCAAGUUCAGUAGCAUAAUGAUUAAAGUAUUAAAAUCAUGUUUAGACAGUGAAUGUCUCCCAACAUGUGUGCCUUUGCUCAUGGACCUUUUUUUUUUUUUUUUCCUGUUGUUGCCAGUUGACAAUGACAACUUUUGUAACUGUGACUCUUGUUUACUUUUUCGUACUGUAGGAGGAGAUUUUUGUGUAAUCUAUGAUAUUGUCUUUAUUUAUUGUGCUAUUUCUGAUUCCGCAAAGUCAGACCAACCAAAAUAGGUCAAGUUUCUCUCACAAUUUUCAAAUAAAGUGCAUCUCAGAAGGAAGUUGUUAAUUCCUUAAUACUGACAAGAAUUCUUGACACAAGAAUGUCGAAUGCAGCAGGCACAUUUUGCAUGUCAGU
Molecule: messenger RNA, 3129 nt
Organism: Archocentrus centrarchus (flier cichlid)
Lineage: Eukaryota; Metazoa; Chordata; Actinopteri; Cichliformes; Cichlidae
Gene: chst13
Product: carbohydrate sulfotransferase 11
Exons: 3
Coding region: 441-1460 (339 amino acids)
Biological process (GO): carbohydrate biosynthetic process; proteoglycan biosynthetic process
Cellular component (GO): membrane
Molecular function (GO): sulfotransferase activity
Source: RefSeq, a predicted model, not a curated record